This is a messenger RNA of Cryptococcus wingfieldii CBS 7118, 936 nucleotides long. Its product is annotated as ubiquitin-conjugating enzyme E2 J1. Lineage: Eukaryota; Fungi; Basidiomycota; Tremellomycetes; Tremellales; Cryptococcaceae. The record is from RefSeq and is a predicted model, not a curated record. The transcript has 5 exons. Bases 1 to 936 code for a protein of 311 amino acids.
AUGGCCACCCCACCCAGGAAGCUCAACCUCCGCUCCACAGCGGUCAAGCGCAUCAUGCAAGAAGCUCAGGAGCUGGCCAGCGCAGACGUCGAUGACGACGGCUUCACCGCCGCUCCCGUAGAGGACGAUAUCUUCGAGUGGCACUGCACAAUGAGAGGAGUGGAGGAUAGCGAGUAUGAAGGCGGUCUGUACCAUUUCCGCAUUGUGCUGCCUCCUUCGUACCCCAUGUCUGCUCCCGACAUCAUCUUGCUCACUCCCAAUGGGCGAUUUGAAUUGGGUAAAAAGAUCUGCAUAGACGGUCUUACAAGCUUCCAUGCUGGAUCAUGGCAGCCGGCCUGGGGAGUUCGCACAGCCAUCGUCGGUCUCCGCUCCUUCUGGAUGCAAACUGGUGAAGCUCUCUCAGGUGUCGGUGCCCUCGACUACUCAAAGGAUGAACGGAGGCGGCUGGCAAAGUUGUCUGCCCAGUGGAAAUGUCCUACAUGCGAAGUGGCAAACGAAGAAAUCUUGCCUUGCAUUGCCGAAAGGGUGGACAAGGGAAAGGGAAAGGCGGAGGAAGAGGUCACUGAGAAGACGGAGCGGGAAGGUGCGGGAGACGAUAAGGAUGUUGAUGACAAAGGCGCUCCUGGAGAGCCAAUGCCCUUGAAGGAAGUCCCUCCUUCUGCCCCUGCGCCUCAAGCACUCCCAGCACCCUCCCACAUAUCCCCCACACCCAUACCCCGCCCCGCACCUCAGCCAUCCACAGCUAUAGCCCGCGCACCACCCCGUGCCGCCCCCGCUUUACAGGACCCAGGCUUUGUCCGGAUCCAAGCCCACCAAUCUGCUCUAGACCCCAACCGCCCCGUCCCUCUGUGGCUGGACCACUUGAUCGGCUUUGUGUGCAUCAUCUUCGGGUUGGUGGUUUGCAAGAGGGUCGGAACGUAUAUCAUGAGUCCAUGA